Messenger RNA from Haliotis rufescens (red abalone), 3164 nucleotides. Its product is annotated as transcription factor Sp9-like. Lineage: Eukaryota; Metazoa; Mollusca; Gastropoda; Lepetellida; Haliotidae. The transcript has 2 exons. Gene Ontology annotation, biological process: regulation of transcription by RNA polymerase II. Gene Ontology annotation, molecular function: DNA-binding transcription factor activity, RNA polymerase II-specific; RNA polymerase II cis-regulatory region sequence-specific DNA binding. The record is from RefSeq and is a predicted model, not a curated record. The coding region runs from base 197 to 1612 and encodes 471 amino acids.
UUGACUCUUCUAUUGAUGUUUUGUGGUGGGGAAUCAACCCAUGGCAUAUCUUAUUCCACUUGUGGUGCUGAAGCCUUUGGACUAUUUACCUGUUUUCCACGGACUUUAAGACCUACCUGCUGUAAUUACCUGUGUGAAGAGUCUGGGAAGCGCAUUGUAGCCGUGGUCACAGUAGUCUAAUACCCGUGUGCUGCCCAUGUUUGGCUUUGCUGUUGGAGCCAACAAAGUCAACUUCUCUCUCCCGACAUCAAAAGUUGUCAGUGUCAUUCAGACCGUUGCUAGUCGGACAACUUAUGUAACACACUAUCAGCUUAUGGAACACGAACCGAAAUUGGAGGAAUCACAUCCACUCGGCGGUACGCCUCUCGCCAUGUUAGCUGCACAGUGUAAUAAAAUCAACAACAAAAGUCCACCACCCUUCGCAGACAACCCUCUUGCUAAAGGAUUUCAUCCCUGGCGGAAGACGGAGGCAGGGGGCGCAACUUCGGGAGCAAUAGCCCUGGCGUCUCAGAAAGGCGCUGUCCUGCCAAGUGGCGCGGCAGUAUCAACCAACUAUCUCAACUACAGCCGUGCGCCAUCAACCAACUGUUCCAGUGCUUACACAGACAGUCUUUUCAGCUCUACUAAUUCAUCCCCGGCGUAUGCGCAGUCUGAUUCUGCGCAUAAGGUGGCACCAGAAACAGCCUUGAGCAGUGUAUAUUCCAGAAUGCACUCAUUAGCUGGACAUCCAUACGACUCUUGGCCAUUUAAUGUAACAGGGGCACAUCCGGCCACGGCGCACACUCUGAAAGCAGCAGAGGUGACCGGAAGUGUCGGUGGCACGUCUGCGUGGUGGGAUGUGCACUCAAACGCUGGAAACUGGCUCCAGGAUGUAUCGGGAACUGCUGGCGCGGCGUUGAGGACCCAACUGGCUUCUAACUACCCCACAGCGGAUUAUGGACUCACCCAUGCCUUGGGUUCGGGAACCAAUUCCCUCCUCUCCCCGAGCCAACAAAUCCUCCAAGAUACGUACACCUACAAAUCCAUGCUGUCCAGCCAGACCGAGUUGGGUGCAACAAGUGUAACACCAUUCUACAGCCGUUCCUCACUCCCAAAUCUCUCAAACUCACGUUCCCAACGACGCUAUACCGGACGUUCUAACUGCGACUGUCCUAACUGCCAGGAAGCCGACCGGCUUGGACCUGCAGGGGAACAUAUCCGGAAGCGAAACCUUCACAAUUGCCAUAUUCCAGGAUGUGGUAAAAUCUACAACAAGUCGUCCCACCUCAAGGCCCACCUUCGCUGGCACACUGGGGAACGACCGUUCGUGUGUAACUGGUUAUUCUGUGGCAAACGUUUCACCCGAUCUGAUGAACUGCAGCGUCACUUGCGCACGCACACUGGCGAGAAAAGGUUCGCGUGCCCAGUGUGCAAUAAGAGAUUCAUGCGCAGUGAUCACUUAGCAAAGCACGUUAAAACGCACAGCGAAAUGGAUGAGGAUGGAAUGAAGGAAUGCAGUGAUUCAGAGCUGCAGGACCAGGGUGAGGAGAAUACGCCAUCCGUCACGUGUUCUAUGACGUCACCAGCGGCAUUGUCUAUAACGAACGAUGACACCGACAAGAGACUUCGCUGAUGUCAUGUGACUUUGUGGAUAUGCACUCUUUCAUUUUUUUCUGUUUUCAUGUGAUGUUAUAACUGCAUUGUGUUUGGAGUCCGUCUGCAAUAUUGUUUAAUAUGUUUUAUUCCUUGAUAUAAAUAGUCAAUCUGAUGAGUGUUUCUUUUUAAUCUUGGAAUCUGUCGAAUGGAUCGAUUAAGGAAUAUCCAUUUUGACCAGAUGUAUAUUUAAUGGUCGUGGUCACUAUGUGUACGUAAGUACAUCAGAUCUACACAUCGUAGCUACGUAUCUGCGUAUCGAUACUUCGGUUCUUUCAUUCAAGAACUGAUUUAAUGGAUUGACACAUUUGGUCUAGAUUUUUCACAGACCAUUAAAGGCGGAUGUGAUUUAUGAUCUGGUGCCAAUGUUCGGGCUAGGUCUAGACGUUGGGUUUGGUGACUUGUGCACAACCAAGAUUAUUUGUAAACGGCAGGGAACAAACAAACAAAGUGGGUUUUCAAGGACAAGUUGUUGGGACGGCCAGUUGACCAGAGCCGAGUCUCCCUUUAAGUCUCCCUUAAGUCUCCCUUUAAGGGUUUGCGGGACACGGGACACACGGACUCCUAAGCUUAAUGUGGUCAAUGAAUUUACAUUGAAUACAAUACCGACCUGAAGGGAUAUUCGUACUCUUACCUUCGUUACAAGCUAAAUGUGGGCGACAAAACCAUAGUGACAUACUACCACGAAUCAUUGUUUAUUUCUCACGAAUCAUUGUUUAUUUACCACGAGUCAUUGUUUCCUAAGAAAGAUGACACAGGUAUUCUUCGAGACAGAUAAACAUGUCUAGAUGCAGACAAAGCAUAUCCUUGAUUUCCAUUGUUAAUAUUUUUAAUACUCCCAGAAAGAUUGACAUAUCAUAGUUUGGUUUUAUACUUCAGACCCAUUUGGUAAGUGAUCCAUGCGGACGCAUUGCCCUUUUCCAGGUAAUACAUCCGAAUAUAAACAAUGGGACAUAAUUAAUAUCCAAUGGCAAUUCCUUCGUGCUUUCGGUAAGCUGGACUAUUUAACUGGCAACGGUAGUGAGACUGAACGCACAUACACUGUUCUAUCGAAUGAGAGACGUUCUUUUUGUCAUUUAUGUGUCAGUUCCUUUACGUCUUCGACGCUCAGUCACAAUCAUGCAGUUAAAUAUUUAGGCAUUAUUUCGGUAAUGAGUACAGCUCAAAUUGUUUAUAAAAUCGUUACAACAAUGUAAAUACAAAUUAAAACAAUUUGCACAAUGGUGUUAUUUUGUUCCUAGCCCUUUUUUAAAAGAUCAACAAUACAGCAUACCUAUGUUUCGGGUUGACACAAGUUUUCAAAAAAUUAUCAGGAAAUUCAGAAUUAGUUGCAUGUUUGUUAAUUCUUUGUCUUCUAUAUUAAAUAAGGCAGCCCUUUUUUAAAAGACAUAACAUUACAUAAUUAGUUUGUAUCUGCUCUUUUUUAAUUUUUUUCAAGCAGUUAACAGUACUCGCAUUUAGGGAAUUGAAACAUUAACUGAAGAGACUUUAGGCUCCAUCAUCAUUUAAAUUUAAAAUAAACUGGUGGCUGC